This is a messenger RNA of Hyalella azteca, 3549 nucleotides long. Its product is annotated as ATP-binding cassette sub-family C member 4. The transcript is spliced from 25 exons. Lineage: Eukaryota; Metazoa; Arthropoda; Malacostraca; Amphipoda; Hyalellidae. Gene Ontology annotation, cellular component: membrane. Gene Ontology annotation, molecular function: ABC-type transporter activity; ATP hydrolysis activity; ATP binding. Bases 1 to 3549 code for a protein of 1182 amino acids. Gene Ontology annotation, biological process: transmembrane transport. The record is from RefSeq and is a predicted model, not a curated record.
AUGACAUCUUUUACUUCCUUUGCAAGGUGGCUCAUACCGCUGCUGCGGAAAGGUCUCUAUAAUGACCUCAGCACGGAGGACUUGCAUGCGAUCGAUGAUUCAGAGACCUCGAAAUUUCUCACCGACAACAUGGAGAAACUUUGGCAAGAAGAAGCAUUGAGACCUGAACCCCGGUAUGCGCGAGCCCUCAUGCGAUAUUUUGGCGGCAGCUGUUUCAAAGCCGGUCUUUCUGCAGCGAUUGCUGAGUGCAUCCUAAGAAUCGCGCAGCCGGUGUUACUUGGUCAGCUGCUGCGCCACCUGGGCGGCGUGCAGGGGUACGAGGAAGUAUGGAAGGGCUGGGCGUUCGGAACAGGCAUCAUCCUCUGCUCGCUCCUCUACCUCUUCACUUUUUACUACCACAGUUUUAGCGUCCGGAAUAUUGGCAUGAAGAUGAGGAUUGCCAGCUGUGGUCUCAUCUACAGAAAAUCAUUGCGACUGAGUAAAUCUGCUCUCGCCAACACAACUGUGGGGGAGAUGGUGAAUCUUCUCUCCAACGACGUCAACAGAUUCGACACUUCUCUCGUCUUCUGUAACUUUCUAUGGAUUGCUCCACUGCAGUUAUCUUUGGUUCUUGGUCUGCUCUAUCACAUGUUUGGACUGUCAGGAAUGACAGGAGUAGCUUUCCUCAUCAUCCUCAUCCCACUUCAGUGCUACAUGGGGAACGUAUUCUCUCGACUGCGCCAAAGGACUGCACAACACACAGACGAGCGAGUGCGCAUAAUGAACGAGAUCGUCAACGCCAUUAAGGUCGUCAAAAUGUUUGCUUGGGAGCCUCCCUUCAUGACACUCGUGUCUGACGCAAGGAAGAAAGAAAUCGGAGUUAUCCGUAGAAGCAACUUCCUGAAAGCUGUCAACGAGGCCCUGUUCUUCAGCUCUGCUAAGCUGGCGAUCUGUUUGACAGUCAUAACCUACGUGCUCACAGGAAGCUUAGUCACCGCUGAAAAAGAAUUCUUCAUUCAAGAAGAAAUUGCAGUUCACGGAAAUCACGUAUCGGAAAACGUCCUACUCAUCAGUGGAGAGCGGUUUGAGGAUGAGCAAAGCGGAGUGGCGAUCCGGGAACUGAGAGCUCAGUGGUGUACAGGGACAAGAACAACGCUUGAUGACAUCACGGCGACGGUGAUGGCAGGAGAGUUGCUGGUGGUUGUGGGGCCCGUGGGCGCUGGCAAGAGUUCGCUCCUUCACUGCUUGCUAGGAGAGCUGCCGGCGCUGCAUGGCCGCGUUCGCGUCUCUGGCAAGAUCGCUUAUGCCGCUCAGGAACCUUGGCUUUUCUCUGACUCCAUCAGAAAAAAUAUACUUUUUGGAAAAGAAUACGUUCCCGUGAAAUACGCAGAAAUUAUUAAAGUUUGCGGCCUGGAUGCGGACCUCAAGCAGCUGGCUGAUGGAGACCUAACAUUCGUUGGAGAGCGCGGCACAACACUCAGCGGUGGUCAGAAAGCGCGCAUCAGCUUAGCGCGAGCGCUGUACCAGGAUGGCGAUGUUGUGUUGCUGGAUGAUCCGUUGAGCGCAGUAGACGCGGCUGUGGGCAAGCAGCUGUUCGACCUCUGCAUCCGCGGAUACCUGCGUCGUAAAGCUGUCAUCCUCGUCACCCACCAGCUGCAGUACAUCAGCGCCGCCCACAACAUCCUCGUGCUGCUCGAGGUGAGACGGAGCCCACCAGCUGCAGUACAUCAGCGCCGCCCACAACAUCCUCGUGCUGCUCGAGGUGAGACGGAGCCCACCAGCUGCAGUACAUCAGCGCCGCCCACAACAUCCUCGUGCUGCUCGAGGACUAAUGAGCUGCAUGGGCAAACACACCAAGGCGCAAUCAACGGCCACAACAUCUUUAACCAGACCACGAAAGGGUUGGAAGUUGACGUGCCAUUCACGUCGUUCACUUUUGCGCAAGUCUACGGCGCACUGGUAUGUAUCGUACUCAUUCUGUCUCUGGGACGGACUGUGUUAUUCUUCAUGAUGUGCUGUGUGUCGUCACGACGCCUACACGACAACAUGUUUCAAGCGGUCAUGCGCGCGCCCAUGAGAUACUUCGAUACUCAGCCUAUUGGUCAUGUGCUAAAUUGCUUCACCAAAGAUAUGGGACAAAUUGAUGAUCUUAUGCCGAUGUGUCUGUGGGACUUUUUGACAAUAUCAUUGAACACAGUGGGAAUCAUUGCAAUGAUCGGGUUCGUCUUCCCCUACAUGUUCAUCCCAACCGCCGUGUUCGUCGUCGUGCUUAUCUUGCUGCGACGUCUCUACUUGCACACCGCUCGAGACAUCAGGAGGCUGGAAGCAAUCACGCGCAGUCCAGUAUUCUCCCACCUGAGCACAUCUCUGGACGGCCUGACCACCAUCAGGGCCUUCCGUACCCAGCGCUCCUUCAUCAGAGGCUUCGAUCAUCUUCAGGAUUUGCACACGUCGUCGUAUUCGAUGAUUACAGCGACGACGCAAUGGUACGGAUUUUCACUUGAUGGCCUCUCAGCGUUUUUUGUCGCUUGCGUCAUCAUCACUUGUAUCGCUGAGCAAGGCCACCGCAGUGGAGACAUUGGACUGGCCAUCUACUGCGCACUGAUGCUCACCAACACUCUUCAGUGGGGAGUUCGGCAGUCAGCCGAGGUGGAGAACCAAAUGAUUUCUGUGGAGCGGGUGCUGGCGCUUAGUGAACUGCAGCCAGAGGCCUCACUGAUCUCGGACGAAGGCGAGUCACGCAACGCCAACAUAAAGCCUGGUUGGCCAACCUCUGGACAAAUUGACUUCAGGAACGUAAGCCUUCGUUAUGAGGAAAACCAGCCCAUGGUUCUGAAAAAUAUCUCAUUCACCAUCUCGUCAGGUGAAAAAAUCGGCAUCGUGGGCCGUACAGGGGCGGGUAAGUCAUCGCUCAUCUCGUGCUUGUUGCGCUUGACGGAACCCGCCGGACAGAUCAACAUCGAUGGUGUGGACAUCGGCAAGCUCGGACUGCACACUCUCCGCAAGAACAUUUCCAUCAUCCCUCAAGACCCUGUAUUAUUCAAUGGCUCUCUUCGUAUGAACUUAGACCCGUUCGACGAGUACUCAGACGAUCAACUAUGGAAUGCACUCAACGAGGUGCAACUGAAGGAGGGGGUGCAGGCGAGCCCCGACGGUCUGGAUCAGACUGUGGAGGAGGGCGGCAGCAACCUGAGUGUGGGGCAGCGGCAGCUCGUGUGUCUGGCUCGCGCCAUCCUCUCGCACAACCGCAUCCUGCUCAUCGAUGAGGCAACCGCCAACGUCGACUCAAAGGCAGACGAGCUGAUUCAGCGGACCAUUCGUGAGAAGUUCAAGCAGUGCACGGUGCUUACUGUGGCCCACAGACUCCAAACUAUCAUGGACAGCACUAGAGUGAUGGUGAUUAGUGCUGGAAAAAUCCAUGAGCUGGACGCCCCGCACUCGCUGCUGCAGGACCGCGCCUCGCUCUUCUCGCGCCUCGUGCGCCAGGCCGACGACGCCACCGCGGAGCGCUUGCACAACAUCGCAAGAGAGGCGUACAAAAAACGCAAUAUUUUGACACCGCCUUUCUGA